Molecule: messenger RNA, 2290 nt
Organism: Lineus longissimus
Lineage: Eukaryota; Metazoa; Nemertea; Pilidiophora; Heteronemertea; Lineidae
Product: prohormone-3-like
Exons: 5
Coding region: 187-792 (201 amino acids)
Source: RefSeq, a predicted model, not a curated record
GCAUCUAGUUGAGAGCGACACACGAUCAAUAUUACGACAGCACAAGAGCGCGAACUAGAAUCAGCGGCCGAUACAUAGUUAGUCCCCACUCUUACAGUCUCCGAUAAUAAACGUGGACUGGGCACGGGAGAGUUGAUAUAGUUGUGGAGCCCGGUUUAAAUCUUUCAAAACGAAGACUUUGCAAGUAUGAUGAAAGCAGUGCUGUGUUUCGGACUUUUGGCCAUCCUUAUCGGGUGCGUGAGAGGAUGGGGAAGGAUUUUAUCGGGCGAGAAUAGUAUUGGUUACAACAGCUGGAUCCCGGCCAGGCGGAGUUGGAGGGGUUUGUACAGGCACGGUGGUUGGAGAACCGCACCAGCUAAGUGCGGCGGAAACCGGGACUUGUGUUGGCAAAACAGCCAAUGCUGCAAAGGGUACUACUGCGCCACCGUAGAUGACGGAAAGAGCGGUUUCUGCCGCGCUGAGGACCAAGAGCAAAUUCCCGUGUGCGAGACCGACAGUGACUGCCCUGGUUGGACAAAAUGCUCCACUGUGGCCCAGGUUGGCGCCGUUAAACUGCGCAUGUGCAAAGAGCCAACUGACACUGCCGCUGACACUGGCACUGGCAAGAAGGCCGAGUCGGGUCAACCGGGAGAUGUGUGUGAAGAUAAUUCGGACUGCUCUAUCGCUGAUGGCCUCUGCUGCCAGUAUGUCCAAGUCUUCAGAAGGAAGCCCAAGAAAAUGUGCCACCAAAUCUCGGGUCUGAACAAGUGUAUCAAAAGCACCAGCUUCGGGAACAACAUCAUCAAGAAGUAGACACAUCAUAUAGACAGAAUAUAAUUAAAUACCUUCUUUGAAUGUCUGACAUGUCUAACCUCAAUUCAUUGGAAAAGUUGAUUGGAGAAAGAUAGUUAUACAUUUAUUUGGGAGAAAAAAUAUACGAAUGAUUAACUCAUCGAGAGAAAGUCCGCUGCCAUCUUGACACCAUAGGUUCUUGAAUCUGAUUGGCCGAACUAUCAUCGCGUGACUAAAGGACACGUGACAGAAUUCGGAAUGUACACGGUCUUGAUAUAUCGAGCUGUUCAUCUACACAGCGAAAUAGUGUACGGGCAUAACAAUAAGAAGUAUCCUUUGGCGGCGAUCUACAACAGAUCGAAUAUCAAAAAUUUAUCAUUUUCUCAAAUUACCUCUUCCAAUAUCAUUAGGGUCCCGUUUGGAAUUGACGCUACCUUUUUUCCGCAGGUUGGUGAAUUUCAAUGCAAUAUCUUCAACGACGCAGAUACUGCAAAAGACAAAUAAACGUACCCUCGUUACAAUAGUUUAAGCUCAUUUAUCGGAUGUACAUGUAGCACUAAGCUAUUUCAGAAUUUUAUUCGCAACGUUAGAUAAGAGUUAUAAACACUAGCUGGUCAUAAUUUGAGAGUAAAAGAUGAUCUGAGAUCGGGGACCUCAGUCAGGCGAUUUUGCCUUCGUUUUUAAGAUAAAGAAUGGUUUCAAGACUGAAGUAUGCAUCAAGUGAAAUUAUGAAAUAGUUUAGUCUAAUGUAUGAUCGUGGAUCGUUGGAGACCUAAUACAUAUCUAAUCCUUUUAUUGUAACCUCACUGUACACAAUCCCUAUAUUUUCCGGUUCUUUGAAGUAGACUUACAUGUAUGUUUACAUAUACAAUUUAAUCGCAUAUCUCGCUUUUGCGAGAAUCUAUAAGGCGGUUUUAAUUUCAUCCGUACAAUGUUACAAUCGGAUUAGGUCUCCCACCUUACCAACGACGCCAUUCGCAGUGGAAAGGUCUAUGUACUUUUGAUGUAACAUCUUCUUUAAAGAUGUCCCCGAUUCUACUUACAAUUUAUCGUACAUGUAGUUCGAAAGCCGAUUUGCGAGUGAGGCUCGUUCAAUAUAAAUUCCGCAGGGAUUGACCAUAUCACCGACUCCCACGUCUUCUACUUCUUCGUCGUUGGUGAGAGUGGCUGAACCUUUUAAUCAGGCCCAUUAAACAAAAGAAAAAUCAUUUACAACCUGAAUGAACUAAUAUCAUUAUAUAUAUAUAAGCGAUAUUUUUUAUCUUCGUCUUCUUGACCAUACAUAGACAAAGGAUGUUGGUGCCGACAAAAUGAAACAAUCAAUAAGUCAAAAACAGUGCGAUAAUAAACCGUCAAACAUAACCUUCCUAUCAACUAACAUACUCUUGAGAAAUAUCAGCCCUAUUAAUUUGGGUAUGUUGUGUCUAUAUCAAUGUGUAUCAUGUGAAUGUGAUUUAUUCACGGUCAUUUUUGUUUUAAUGUUAACCUAUGAGUGAAUUAAAGAAGACUACUUUGAGAA